Molecule: messenger RNA, 1752 nt
Organism: Xenopus laevis (African clawed frog)
Lineage: Eukaryota; Metazoa; Chordata; Amphibia; Anura; Pipidae
Gene: ifngr2.L
Product: interferon gamma receptor 2
Exons: 7
Coding region: 158-1096 (312 amino acids)
Biological process (GO): cytokine-mediated signaling pathway
Cellular component (GO): plasma membrane
Molecular function (GO): cytokine receptor activity
Source: RefSeq, a predicted model, not a curated record
UGAAGGGAGUAGGGAAGGGUUGAUAAGGCUGUGGGCGUCGUGUGACUAAGGCAACAUAGGGCACGGGGUUGCCAUGAAGCGAAGACAGUGGGCCGCGUCGCAGCCAGGGAAAACGGGUAGAGGAAGUUGAAGAACCCAGGGAUCCUCCGCAUAAACGAUGGACACAGACUGUUCCCUUCCAGCGCUGCUUCUCCUCCUACUACUGCUGAGGCGCACAGAUGCCACCUUCAUGCUACCAGCACCCAAGAAUGUACGCAUUGACUCAUACAAUCUGCAGCACAAAUUGCUUUGGGAUCCCAUCUUAUUGGAAGGUGUAACAUACACAGUGCAGUAUAAGUGGAAUAGUCAACAGGAGGAUGAAUAUAAUACCUUUUGUAAGAAUAUAAUUGAGCCAGUUUGUGAUUUCACUAAAGAUAUUACAUUUGAGUGGCUUAUUGUCCUAAGAGUUCGAGCAGAACGUGGACUGAUGCAUUCCAACUGGACCGACACUUCUGAAUUCCAAGCAGCAACUCACACCAAACUCGGCCCUGUGAAUUUUCUAACGGUUUCCACCAGGGCGGCAGAAGACACCUCUCUCGAUGUCAGUUUUGAGUCUCCUUUACCACCAAGCACCACCACAGCUGUGUACAGCAUGAAAUAUUUGUUACAGUACUGGAGAAGCGGCUCUGCUGUGAAGACAGAGCUGUGGAUAGAAAAUACAUUCAAUAAACUGACAGAUCUGCAGGCCUCAACUGAGUACUGCGUGAAUGUCACUGCUGUGAUGGAGAUUACUACUGUCAUACCCGAUCUGACUGGGGAGACAAGCCAUGUAGUUUGUGCCAAAACACCAGGAGCUCCAGGUUUGACGGCAGACAAAGUUAUUUUUAUUUCUACGGGACUUAUUAUUCUUUGUUGUAUAUUCACGGGAUUCAGCUAUGUCUUCUCCAGACACUACAGACUGAUCAAAAUGUGGCUAUAUCCCCCGUACAAUAUACCCCCCGACAUACAGCAGUACUUGCAAGAUCCCCCCUGGAAUGGAUUCCUAGAAGAAAGCAAAGAAAUGCAUUUGGCAGAAGAGCAGUACGAUCAUAUUUCCAUUGUGGAAAGUGAAUCCUGACAGAAAAGCCAUUAUUCUUGUAAUGAAGGAACCAUAAAGAAUAAGAAGAAAACAGUUGAGAGGAAGAGGCUGAAAAGGAAGAGGUGUCCCCUCAGCUCUCAAUGUGGUUACAGGUUUAGGGAGCCUUGGGCAUUGCUGGGAACUUUUGUAAAAUACUUUACAAAUCGAAGGUAUCCAACACUCCACAUUAUGAACUAUAACUCCAUGCACAACGCUUGUUGGAAAUGGCGUUUUAACAAUAGCUGGGGGUGGAACCCAUGAAACAUAGAACAUACAGGCUCCUUGAGUCAGGACAAAAAAAAAACACCCACCCCAAAAAUUAUUGGUCUUAAUGUGCACUUUUAGGUGGAUGCCAUUAAAGUCAAUGGUGACUCCUAGCAGUAUAGACUCUCUCUGCUGGCAGAGAAAACGCUCACUGCGGCUAUUGAGAAUGUUCAGCCUUGUGAAACACAAAUUUCAGUAACUUAAUUUAUAUGAAUGUGAAUAUGCAGAAAAGUUCCAUGCACAGAUUCCCAUUUAUUGCACUGCACUUUAAAGGGAACAUAAAUAGCAGAAAAUCUCAUCCAAAAUUGUAUAUUUUUCCAUUAAUUAUGGAAGUAUUGUGACUGUUGUUAAAAAUGUCGUAUGAUUUUAUAAAAUAAACUGACUAAAAUCUC